GGGCGAUUAAGCUGCUCUUUUGUCCACAAGUGGCAACCAUUCAAUUGUUCACCAAGACCAUUGUCCUACCAUCGGCCACUGCGACCAUGAACAAAACCAUUGAUAACUUGGUCCCCUUCCAUUACUUUCUCUCUCCUCUUUCUCUUUCUUUUUCUCCAUCUUUUUCGAUUUCGACGUCGCUGGUCGGCUCUAUCUAUAACGUCCAAUGACCACACGUUUCCCUUCUCCUCCUCCAAACUAUAACCACAGCAAUGCAAGCCAUGCGAACCUGUCUUCAUUUGAACCGCACGCAAAUUCAAACACAAGUGCUAGCACUAUCCAUCUUCACGAUCCCAACUCCCAACCUAAUCCACGAGCUCUCACACCUUACCUUACUCUGCCUCAUCUCCUCUCAUUGACAUGGCUGGCGUCACCUGUCAUAUCGCUUCUUUUCGUCGCUUUCCGCUUAGUUAACACGACAGAAUCUGCUCAAGACGCCGUGAAAGAUGCAAAGUCCUCCCUCAUGGCAAGUUGUCUCGCUGCACAAGAAGCUGCCAGUGCUGCCGCCAGUAUACCGAGGUAUAUGGCUAUUGCUACUAAUGAAGGCAUUGUAAAUGUCGUGAAUGCAAGUAUCGACGCGUCAAGGGAAACGAUGAUACUCUGCCUAACGAUCGUGGAGGCUAUUAUCGAGUUCAUUAUUGAUAUGUACCGGAGCACGUUCCUCUGUUUCCUCGAACUUGUUAUUCGUGGUGGUCUCGCUAUCCUCAUCGGAGCUGUGCAGCAAAUAUCCGACUUUGUGACAAACUCUCUUAGUACCAUCCGAACGUCUAUCCAAAAUGAUGUUGCGACCGCCAACAAUGUCAUUGCUGCCGCUGUGGCUGCCAUCAACAAGGUGGCCAAUUUGGUCAACGUUAAUCUGAAUGUACCCCAAUUCAAUAUCCCAAGUCUGAAUGCAUUGAACAACUUCACUAUCCCUACGGGCUUUGAGGAUUCAUUGAUCAAGCUCAAUAAUUCAUUGCCAACUUUGGACGGCUUAAGGGAAAGGCUCGAUUCGAUCAUCGAGAAGCCAUUCGAUAUUGUCAAGGCCGAUAUUAAUGACACCUUCGCCUCCAUUCGCUUCAACGGCAGUGUCCUCACUCUUCCGCAGCAACGCGCCCUCUCGUUCUGCGGCUCAAUGGACACAGGCGUUGUUGACGAUCUAGGCCACGACCUUAGUCGCAUAGCACGUAUAGUUGCCGCCCUCCUUGUUGUGGCAGUUAUCUGCGUCAUCGGAGCAAAUUGCUUCCUGCAGUGGUGGAGAUGGAGAUCGACACAGAAGCAUCUUGAAUACAUCCGAGACGCGUGGCGUGCCGAUCCGACGGCCGUACAUCAGCAUAAUACCGUUCACAAUGUUCGAGACAAUAACGACGGUGUCCCUGCUUUCAACAUGACGGAUCAUAACCUCAUGAUUCUCAUCAAUACCUCCGAACAUCCUCUCAUCUCAAAGCUCCUCGAUCGAAUGACGACCGUGUUCAGGUUAACACCCUCUCAACAUAUCAACCUUCGUUUUUUUGCCUCCUACGUCUUCCACCCACCGGCACUAGCAUGCCUCCUGAUAGGUCUCUUCGGUCUCAUCGCAGUUCAGAUCCAACUGGCAGCCGUCGGUCCUCUCCAGGCACACUACACAUCUAGACUUAAUUCCUCCAUAUCCGACUUCUCCACCUCAAUCGCAACGCAACUCAAUUCGGGGAUGACCAACUCAAGUACGGAGUACGCGAACAAUGUCAAUAGCCAAGUUUUCGUUGUUCAGAAGACGAUUAACGAUAAUUUGUUUGGAUGGGUUAAUACGACGACCGUAGCGUUGAACGAUACUGUUGUUGGAUUUUAUCAGGAGAUACAAAACGCUAUUAAUGCAACGUUGGGCGGGACUAUUUUGGAGGGACCUGCGCAAGAAUUCUUGAGAUGUAUGCUCGGGACGAAGAUUCAGAGCAUUGAGGAUGCUUUGACAUUUUUGCAUAAUAAUCUGCAGGUUAAUAUUACCCCUGUACCGACGGACGUCCUGAUACUGAGCAACGGUACAAUGGACGAAAUGACGCGUCCUAUCGCUCUCGCAGCCAUAGGGGGUGGCGCUCCGGGCAACUCUACUUCCACUCCAGACAAUGACGGGUCAACUCAUGGUCUCGUUGGAAAAGUGAUCACCCGAUACAUCGCCGCUCUCAAGAAGGAACGUAUCAUGUUCGCUGUAUUCCUCCUCUUGUGGCUCCUCGUCGCCUUGAUUGCUUUGUUUAUUAUCGCAUGGCACUCGUACGGUGCUGAAUGGGUCGAGGAGCGGAAGAGGGAGAAGUUCCGGAGGGAGAAGGGGAAGGAAAUUACGCCUUGGUAUAAUCGAAAUCAUACUCCAGAUGGCGAAAGGGGAGCAGAGGCGGGUUCACCCGAGGUGAUUAGGAGUAUGGCCAAUGAGGCUCCUUCAGACAGAAGAACGAUCGGGUUGUUCCCUUCUGAUAUCCCUGAUUCGAACGAAAGGAGGUUUAGAGGAGAUGAUGAGGUUAAGACACCCAUGAGCGAGGUUGAUCUUAGGACGUUCACACCUCUGGCCAGUCCUAGAUCGAGACGGUCCCGUCUCGUCAUAGCGAAUCCGACGAAUAACGAUUCGCUUGCUAUUCCUGUCGUGAAGAAGGAAGCAGAAGGCAUUUAUACGAGCCAGUGGGAUUGGGACGAAGACGAUAGUGAGAGAAAGAGGGGACGAUGGAGUAUUUGGAAGACAUUCGGAACUAAGCUGAGGAAUGAUACGAGGAGGGCGGACAGGAUGAUGGAUCCUCUUGGUUAUCGGCUUCGAGAAUCUGCUCGCAGCUCGUCCCGAACAGGAUGCCUCCGGGACGAGUGGCGGUUGGCUUAGUAGACUCGCCUUUUGGCGUUCCCAACCUGUUGAUGAUAACGAGUCAUUAACAGACAAUAGUUACGAACGGCACAAUGCUUUAAAUGCGUCAAAUUUUAUUCCUACAACUCCAAUCCAGGCUUCGGCCCCUGCAUCAGUUCCUAAUGUUGUCCGCCCAUCACCUGUUCCCAUCCACUCUCAGAAUCCCUCCUUCACACUCGCUGCCCCUCCACCCCCACGUCGAGCUCAACAGGACGUCCCAGGAUCCGUCGGUUCCACUGGAGACCUCCCGGGGGCAUAUGCAGUUGCAAACAACACUGAACAUGAAGAUCACGAACGUGAAAAUCGAGUCUCUGUUAACCCUGCUGUACCGAUUCACUAUCAUUUCGUCUCUCAGCGUCAGAACUCCGUCUCU
Cantharellus anzutake is the source of this 3248-nucleotide messenger RNA. RefSeq lists its product as uncharacterized. The record is from RefSeq and is a predicted model, not a curated record. NCBI's taxonomy places the organism in Eukaryota, Fungi, Basidiomycota, Agaricomycetes, Cantharellales, Hydnaceae. The transcript is spliced from 6 exons. The coding region runs from base 206 to 2854 and encodes 882 amino acids. Gene Ontology annotation, cellular component: mating projection tip.